CACUUCCUUAACUUUUUGAGGUUAUGUCACAUUAAAAAUAUAAAAAUGUUUCGCCUCACGAAUAAUUUGAAAAAUCUUACACUAUCCAUAGAAGAAUUAAGUGCAAACUAUACGAAUUUACAGACUGUGAGAUGGCAACGCAAGCCCAGAUGGUUACCGGUGGCGAAAAGUAAAGUUUUUAGGAUUCCAAAAAAGCCAGAAACUCCCCAAGAAGAUAACUUGGAGUUACAAAGAUUGUUUAAUAAUUACAGAACGCAGAUUAAAUCGUUGAGGAGACAUUUUUUUUACAAACACCACAUACAAUUUUUAGCCAGCGAGGAUCCUGAGCAACAAAGGAUCAUUUUUGAGAAGGAUCUUGACAGGUGUAAUAAAAUUAAUGAUAAAUGGAAUGCAGAGCAAAAAGUUUUGCGUGAAAAACGUGCCCAAGAAAACUUGGAAGUUGAAUUAGAGUUUGCCAGAAAGAGAAUAGAAGUUGAAAAUAUAAAACGAGAAGAACACAAACAAAAAACUGAGGAGUAUGUUAAAAAGGUUAAAGAAGAAUCCAAGGAAUUUAUUACAGCUGAAAAUAUCGAUAAGGCCAUUGAAAUAGCAUUAAACAAUCCUGUGGAUUAUAAUUAUGCCUUAACACCAAGUGGGGAGAAAAUAUUUGGCAGGGAAAAUAAUGAAUUUGAAGUUAAAGAGAAAAUAAGUGUUAAACAGUAGUUGUUUUUGUAAAUAAAUAAAUUAAUAAUGUGGUUUUCUUUUUUUAUUUUAUAAAAAAAUAUUUACAAAUUGUCCUUAAAAAAUUAAUGUUAUGUAAACAAUGAUUGUAGAAAUUCUUCCCUAUCUUCUUCAGGUGCUUCUUCAGUAUCCAUUUUUUCAGUUUUCUUCACCCCUUCUGUCUCCUUGUUAACCAACUGUUUAGCUUUUUUCUUUUUAUCCAAAUUUGAGGUAAAGAAGUUAGUUUUCUUCUUUGCCAACGUAAUUUCAGCCCUCAAUUUCUGUCUUCUUGCCGCUUUUUCAUACGCCAAUCUUUCGUGUAGAUGGGGCCAUUUGAAGUUGCUCAAAUACUUAAUAUUCCAUAUACUGUCAAAUUGUUUCGAUCUUUUUCUUGAGUCCACUUGUUGAUUGUUUAAAUGUGCAGCCACUUUUUUGGCUACGGAUUUUUUCUCGAAUUCUACCCAUCCUUCCGU
This is a messenger RNA of Brassicogethes aeneus, 1172 nucleotides long. NCBI's taxonomy places the organism in Eukaryota, Metazoa, Arthropoda, Insecta, Coleoptera, Nitidulidae. The record is from the annotation of a GenBank genome assembly.